This is a messenger RNA of Bufo gargarizans (Asiatic toad), 1582 nucleotides long. Its product is annotated as homeobox protein EMX1-like. The transcript has 3 exons. Bases 223 to 864 code for a protein of 213 amino acids. The record is from RefSeq and is a predicted model, not a curated record. Lineage: Eukaryota; Metazoa; Chordata; Amphibia; Anura; Bufonidae. Gene Ontology annotation, biological process: regulation of DNA-templated transcription; brain development; central nervous system development. Gene Ontology annotation, molecular function: DNA-binding transcription factor activity, RNA polymerase II-specific; DNA binding.
GUCCCUGAUGCUAGACCCAUACCUGGCUGCAGCACACAGUUGUCCAGAAGAUGUUCUAGAUCCUGGAGGACGUCAGGAGCAGAGUAGACCUCACAUCCAGGAUAUUGGGAGAACUGAUGAGAGCUGGUACGCUCUAGGAACUGGCCCAGGAUUCUACUUCUACUGGCACUGGGUAAUGCCCGUCUCUGCCUGCCCCUUGUAACCUGCCCCAGGGGCAGCACCAUGUUCCUACCUCCGGCCAGGAAAGGCUUCUCCAUUGAAGCUUUAGUGGGUCCAGACCGAAGUCCAGAGGAACCUCUCAGACCCACUGCCCUAAAGUACCCAGAAGCAGGACACGGGCUUCCUCCUGGCCCGCUCCGGCCCGGGAUCCGCCUCCUUGGGGCCCCAGAUCUGGUCUUCCCGGAGCCGCCUGUCAACCCUUAUGGACACGGCUUGGGGAUCCACCAGCACCGCAUCCUGCACAGGGACCCCCUCAGCUUCUGCCCUUGGAUCCUGCGGCACCGGCUGCCUGGUGAGGAAAAUACCCCAGAAAACUAUUUACUACAGGGACCUUUUUCACGAAAACCUAAAAGAAUACGGACUGCUUUCUCUCCAUCACAACUUCUGCGACUUGAAGGAGCCUUUGAGAAGAACCACUACGUAGUAGGAACAGAAAGGAAGCAACUUGCAAACAGCUUGUGCCUCACAGAGACCCAGGUAAAAGUGUGGUUUCAGAAUAGGAGGACAAAACACAAACGUCAGAAAUUAGAGGAGGAAUGUCCAGAAUCUCAACAGAAAAGAAAAAGCAGCCAGCAUAUCAACAGAUGGAGAGUGGCAACAUGUCAGGGCAGUCCCAAGGACAUUGAUGUCACAUCAGAUGACUGACAUCCCUCGUGUAAUAAACUGCAUACCGUAUGUCACAUGAAGACGGACUAUCAUGUCACAUGAUCAGGUGUCAUCUGCAGGAGACAGCCUCUGCCAGAAUCUGCCUGUAGUAUGGACUCUGGACAAUGCACUUGGGUCAAAGUCUGUAAUUUCACGUAUUUUGCCUGGAAUUUCUGGCCAAUCAUUUUUGUCCUAAAACUAUCCAAAAAAAGUAACCACAGUGCAGAAAUCCAGUGAUAUGUCUACACUUACAAUCCAUGAAAGCUGAACCAGAUGGACACGACUGAGAAGUGUUAGGAGAGUAUAGCAAUAAGACAAAACUUUUACCUCAGGAAACCCUAUUGUGUACUGGAUAGAGCAAAUGUAAAUAUAUAUUUAAACAUGGAAGAAGUGGCCAUAUAAGGGGACAAAUUCAUAUUAAACAUGUGACGGUUUUACCAAGUUUAUUUAUUAAGGCGUGUACAUAUCCCUCAGGAAUGCAUUCUAAAUAUCUAUUAAAAUACAAUGCCUAAAAAAGCAAAUGUUUGGUUACAUUGUAGUUAGAAACCUCUCUCACUUGUACUAUUCUCAGUUUUAGCAGUACGUGAUCUCCUCACCCUUACAAUGCAUAUUUCCCCUAUAGCUGUUAGUCUGUUCUUGGCUUACAAGGUGAAUUUUAGUAGCCAUGGUCAAAACAAUAAUUGCACUUUUUUAUCUAUCAAGUGUGACAACAUGUCUC